CGCCGGCCCAAAUCCACCAUACCAGGGCCCCCGAUGGCCGGCGCGAGCGGAGGCUUCCUGGCCGGCGUCAACGACCCGUGGCUGAAGCCGUGGCUGCUCCGCGCGGUGGUCGCCGAGCGCCUGCCGCAGCCAGGCGGCGCCGAGCUCCCGCCGGUGGAGCUCGCCUCCGUCCUCGGCGCGGUGCGCACGCACGGUCUGCUCACGGAGGGCCUCCCGGACCGCGCCCCGGAGGACCCCAAGCUCGCCGAGGCGUGGCGCACCGCCGUGGAUUCCUGGGUCGAGCGUGUCGUAGCGCUGGUGGAGAGCGACUCGGCAUACAGUUGCUGGUUGGGUACUUGCUUUCUCGGUGUGACUUUCCAAGAGUGCAGCAAUGAGCGCUUUGCAGAAUCGUACUCCAAUUGGUAUGAAAAGAUUCUGAGUAACUUGCAGCAGGAACCAUCUUGCUUGCAACUUGUAACUGUUAUUUCUUGUACUUCCUUGUCUGAUUUAUUUGUCAGAUUGGCGAAGUUUUUGAACUUAAAGAAAGAGGCAUCAGCCUUUGCUGGAAGGGUUGUUGAACCGGUGCUGCGGCUUUUAAAUGAAAAUGGUCUAGUAGCUGACGAAGCAAUUGAUUUGCUGAGGACAGUUAUUAAAUUGUACCCAUCCUCUGUAAAUCGGCACUAUAACAAAGUUGAAUCUGCCAUUGUAACAAAGGUUAUGAGUACAGAAGUCAAUAUAAAACCAUCUGAGAAAUUUGCAAGAACCUUAGCAUUGUUACCUUCUAUCCGAGCAUCUGAGGACAGUUGGUCACUGAUGAUUCGGAGGAUAUUGAUUGUGGUAAACAAUCUUUUGAAUGAUGCUUUCGUAGGGCUUGAAGAAGAAAAGAAUGGCCAUGAUAUUAUGUUGCUACUAGUUCCACCUGGAGCUGAUCCUCCACCAACAUUGGGAGAUCAAGUAAGGCCUGGAGCCAAUGUACACAUCACGAAGAAAUUUCGUGUCUGUACUGUUCCUACCAUUUCAGCUCUUAUGCAUUGCUGCAGUGUGAUGCUGACUAGUUAUUAUCCAGUUCAGGUCAAUGUUCCAAUGCGUGCUUUGGUGGCUUUGAUUCGAAGAGUGCUGUUAGUUGAUGGAUCACUGCAUAAAAAGCUGUUCCCUUCAACAACUUCAUUGCAUCAAGAACUUAUUUGUUUUGAGCUUCCAUCAUUGCAUUCGACUUUUUUGGAUUUGCUCAAUGCAACUAUUAAAGGAAUGCGAAGCCAACUUUUACCACAUGGUGCUAGUAUCAUACGGCUUGUAACAGAGUACUUCAAAAUAGCGAAGUUACCUACUUUGAGGACAAAAGCUUACAGUAUUUUGCAGCUUUUACUGACCUCCAUGGGCAUUGGGACAUCUCUGCACCUGCUUGAGGCAACAGUCAGCAAUGCAAUUGCUGAUCUGAAUGAUGAUGGUGGAAGUGACAUGACUAUAAUCAGCACAAAUCCAUCAAAAGUGACAAAUGAAUCAUCAUCAAAAUUUUAUUCGAAGAAGAGGAAGCAAGAACCACAAGUACAAAACUCAUUUGUCUCAGGUUCAGAGAAGGCAGCAAUCAGCCCAAGGAAAAGAAAAGGUUCUUCUGUACAAAUUGCAUCGAAGGGAAUGACCCCUGAAACUACAGGAGAUGCUAGAAUAUCAACCCCACUUUCAGUCAAAAUAACUGCGCUAGAAACAUUGGAAAUUCUUCUGAAUGUGGGAGGUUCAUUGCGGACGGAUCACUGGAGGCCAGAAGUAGACUUGCUCCUAAUUAACGUGGCUAUAAGUGCUUGUGACAUGGGAGGGAGUUACAAGCAAAAACCAUCCACAUUUGGGGGGGCAAGCAUAUUAGACCUCCAACUUGCUUCAUUGAAGGCCCUGCUAGCAUCUUUUCUUUCUUCUCCAUAUGCCCGUCCUCCUUAUUUAGCCAAAGGAAUCGAACUCUUCACAAAAGGGAAGUUAGAGAUAGGCACUAAGCUUGCACACUUUUGUUCACGAGCUUUGCUGGCUUUGGAUGUCCUUAUGCACCCUCGAGCCCUUUCUCUAGAAAAAGAGCUCAAUUACAGCGCACGAGGAAAGACAGUUUUUGGUGGUGGAACAUGCCAGAUUUCAGCAUACAGAGAUCAGCCUCAAGCUAUGGAGGUUGAAGACAUGUAUGAUGAUUGGUUGGCAUCCACCAAGGACGAUGAACCAGCAGAGGCUCCCGUGAAUGGUAGUGCUGCAGGAACAAGUAAAGCUGGCACAAUGUUCGCUGAUGGAAGUCAACUCAACCCCAUAGCAGAAGAUCCAAAAAUCAACUCACUCAGAAUCACGGCUGCAGCACAAGAUGCUCCAGCCUCCAGCAAGAGUGAUGUCAAUAUGGUUGAUACGGCGGCAGGCGAAAUUGUCAAGCCAAAAACAGUGGAUAAUUCUUCAAGUUCCAAUGCUGUCUCGGCUCCAGUGUACACAACAAAUUCUGAUUCACAGAAGCAUGUCAUACCCUCAAUUCCUGAGCAGAAGCGUGCUGAUGAGGUUAGUCAUCUUGAGAACAGAAGCCCAGCUGUCGAUGCACCAUCUAGCAAGCUGGGAACUUCAGAUGAAGUUUCAGACGUUCCAGUUGCUGCUUUUGGCUUCCAUCAAGCACCAGAGGGCCGUUCAACCAGCUUUGCAGAAUUGUUUGGCUCGGAGUCUGGUGUUGAUUCAGAGUCAGAUGACUCAGUGCCAGAUAUUGUUGAUGGAGAUCCUGACUCUGACUAAAGUUCAUAACUGUUUGUGAAAUUUUGACCCUUUAAGAAUCCUUGGAGUUAGAGACCAAUUAACACAAUGGUUGUUAUCUCUGACCCAGUGAUUUUUUUUGUGAAUUCUGUGGUGUCUAUUUGUUUUGAGUUCAAAUUUUGUGAUGCCGUCCACUGAGAGAUCA
Messenger RNA from Panicum hallii, 2887 nucleotides. Its product is annotated as proline-, glutamic acid- and leucine-rich protein 1-like. Gene Ontology annotation, biological process: rRNA processing. NCBI's taxonomy places the organism in Eukaryota, Viridiplantae, Streptophyta, Magnoliopsida, Poales, Poaceae. The transcript is spliced from 13 exons. The record is from RefSeq and is a predicted model, not a curated record. The coding region runs from base 34 to 2724 and encodes 896 amino acids. Gene Ontology annotation, cellular component: nucleus.